This is a messenger RNA of Canariomyces notabilis, 1909 nucleotides long. RefSeq lists its product as uncharacterized. Bases 178 to 1716 code for a protein of 512 amino acids. Gene Ontology annotation, cellular component: cytosol; eukaryotic translation initiation factor 2 complex. Gene Ontology annotation, molecular function: GTP binding; GTPase activity; translation initiation factor activity. The transcript is spliced from 3 exons. Gene Ontology annotation, biological process: formation of translation preinitiation complex. The record is from RefSeq and is a predicted model, not a curated record. NCBI's taxonomy places the organism in Eukaryota, Fungi, Ascomycota, Sordariomycetes, Sordariales, Chaetomiaceae.
GACGACAUUUGCCUCGCAAGGAACACCGCACCGUCGACGAACUUGGGGUACAGAAAUUAGUCCCAACUCACCGCCCACGGCUAGCGUCAUCAUCCCAGGUAGACCUUACACAGCGAACAAUCAAUCACACAGAGGAGGGGCGGAACAAAAAAAUAUUUGCUACCCCGCGAAUUCAUCAUGUCGGCCAACGGUGACAAGUUCGGCAACGACAUCGAGUCCGAGUCCGACUCGGGCAACGAGUCGCACCUCGACGCUCACGAGUCGGAUAACGAGGUGGCUGAGAAGCCCAUCAAGUCCGCUCUGAAGAAGACAGCCGCCCCUGCCCCUGCCGUCCAGCGGCCCCCGCUCCCGCCACAGACAGACCCCAAAGACCUCGAUAUCAAGAGCUUGAACCCCCUAACGCCCGAGAUUAUUGCGCGGCAAGCGACGAUAAACAUUGGCACCAUCGGCCAUGUCGCUCACGGAAAGUCAACUGUGGUGAAGGCCAUUUCGGGAGUGCAGACGGUUCGUUUCAAGAACGAGCUGAUCCGCAACAUUACCAUCAAGCUUGGAUAUGCCAACGCAAAGAUUUACAAGUGCGACAACCCAGAGUGCCCGCGGCCAACAUGCUAUCGAAGCUACAAGAGCGAGAAGGAGGUUGAUCCUCCUUGUGAGCGGGAGGGCUGCUCGGGGACGUACAGGCUACUACGUCACGUAUCCUUCGUCGAUUGCCCUGGUCACGAUAUUCUCAUGAGCACUAUGUUGUCGGGCGCUGCCGUCAUGGACGCUGCGCUUCUGCUCAUUGCCGGAAAUGAAUCUUGCCCCCAACCACAGACCUCGGAGCACUUGGCGGCCAUCGAGAUCAUGAAGUUGGACAAGAUCAUCAUCCUGCAAAACAAGGUCGAUCUCAUGCGACAAGAGGCGGCCAAGCAGCACUAUGACUCGAUCCUCAAAUUCAUCCGGGGUACCGUGGCCGCCAAGUCGCCCAUCAUCCCCAUCUCCGCCCAGCUCAAGAUCAAUAUCGACGCCAUCAACGAUGCGAUCGUCAACACCAUUCCGAUCCCCCCAAGAGAUUUUUCCAUGGAUCCCCACAUGAUUGUUAUUCGGUCGUUUGAUGUCAAUAAGCCCGGUGCUGAGAUUGACGAGCUCAAGGGUGGUGUUGCCGGUGGUAGCAUUCUCCACGGUCUACUAAAGCUCGGCGACGAAAUUGAGAUCCGGCCCGGUAUCGUAACGCGUGACGACAAGGGCGACCUGAAAUGCACGCCCAUCUUCAGCCGGAUCGUCUCGCUCAACUCGGAAGCCAAUGACCUCAAGUAUGCCGUUCCUGGUGGUCUUAUCGGUGUUGGUACCCGCAUCGACCCUACCCUUUGCCGAGCCGAUCGUCUGGUCGGUUUCGUCCUGGGUCUAAAGGGGCGUCUUCCGGAGAUUUACAGUGAGAUCGAGGUCAACUUCUACCUUUUGCGUCGUCUGCUCGGUGUCCGGACCGCCGACGGAAAGCAAGCCAAGGUCGACAAGCUGGCAAAGAAUGAAGUUAUUAUGGUCAACAUUGGCUCUACCUCAACCGGUGCCAAGGUUGUCGCCAUCAAGAAGGAUGCCGCCAAGCUCCAGCUGACAAGCCCAGCCUGCACAAAUAUUGGAGAGAAGGUUGCCCUGAGCAGACGUAUUGAGAAGCAUUGGCGUCUUAUCGGCUGGGCCACUAUCGCAGCUGGUGUAACACUCGAGCCCAGCACUAAAUAGAUGUAAUUUUCCUUCUAUAGUAAAUCAAAUGAGAAGGCACGAGUUACGAGUGGUCGGUCGUUUCCCUUCCAGGCUCUUGGUCUGUGGUCCCUCUGAGUUACAUGACAAGCACACAUGGCUUGAGACCUGGAGUGCGCUGAUAUGUGGCGAGGAGGGGAUGGAUAUGCAUCGUCCAUAGCUUCGGGAAUUUGGA